Molecule: messenger RNA, 1464 nt
Organism: Setaria italica (foxtail millet)
Lineage: Eukaryota; Viridiplantae; Streptophyta; Magnoliopsida; Poales; Poaceae
Product: 7-deoxyloganetin glucosyltransferase
Exons: 1
Coding region: 1-1464 (487 amino acids)
Molecular function (GO): UDP-glycosyltransferase activity
Source: RefSeq, a predicted model, not a curated record
AUGGCGAGGCCGCACGUCGUGGUGGUGCCGUACCCGGGCUCCGGCAACGUCAACCCGGCGCUGCAGCUCGCCAAGCUCCUGCACCGCCACGGCGCCUACGUCACCUUCGUCAACACCGAGCACAACCACCGCCGCGUGCAGGACACCGAGGGCGCCGGCGCCGUGCGCGGCCGCGAGGGCUUCCGCUUCGAGACCAUCCCGGAUGGUCUGUCGGAGGCGGACCGCGGCAAGCAGGACUACGGCACCGGCCUCGCCUUGUCGAUCACCACUCGCUGCGCGGCGCCCUUCAGGGCCCUCGUAGAGAGGCUCAACGGCGACGAGCCCGGCGUGCCGCGUGUCACGUGCGUGCUGGCCACCAUGCUGAUGGGCUUCGCGAUCGGCGUGGCGCGGGAGCUCCGGAUCCCGACCAUGGUGUUCUGGACCACCAGCGCCGCCUCGCUCAUGGCCGACAUGAGGCUCCGCGAUCUCGAGGGGAGAGGCUAUGUGCCACUCAAAGAUGAGAGCUACUUGACCAACGGCUACGUCGAGACGACGGUCAUCGACUGGAUCCCCGGCAUGCCGCCGAUGAACCUCGGCGACCUGUCCAGCUUCCUCCGCACCACGGAUCCGGAUGACUUCUGUCUCCGGCUCAUAGAGGCAGAGGCCAACAACUGUUCCAAGGCCGGCGCUCUCAUCCUCAACACAUUCGACAGCCUUGAGGCCGAGGUUCUCGCUGCGCUCCGUGCUGAGUACCCACGCAUCUACACCAUCGGCACCCUGGGCUCCCUGCUGCGACGUGGCGCCGCCGCCACCGACGACAACUCCACUGAUUGCGACGAUUCGCCCGGGCUGAGCCUGUGGAAGCAGGAUGCCGAGUGCCUGGCGUGGCUGGACACGCAGGCGCCGCGCUCCGUCGUGUACGUCAACUUCGGCAGCCACACGGUCCUGUCGCCGGAGCAGCUGGCCGAGUUUGCGUGGGGCCUCGCGGCGAGCGGCCACACGUUCCUCUGGUCCAUCAGGGACGACCUCGUCCGCGGCGGCGGCGGCGGCCUCGCUGCGCUGCCUCCGGCGUUCACUGCCGAGACGGCGGGGCGGUGCCGCGUGACGGCGUGGUGCCCGCAGGAGCAGGUGCUGCGGCACCCGGCCGUGGACGGCUUCCUGACCCACAGCGGGUGGAACUCGACGUGCGAGAGCGUGGCCGCCGGCGUGCCGAUGGCGUGCUGGCCGGGGUUCGCCGACCAGUACACCAACUGCAGGUACGCAUGCGAGGCAUGGGGCAUCGGCGUCCGGCUGGACGCGGAGGUCAGGAGGGAGCAGGUCGCUGAACGUGUCAGGGAGGUGAUGGCGAGCGGGGAGAUGCGGAGGAACGUGGCGAGGUGGAAGACGGAAGCGGCGGCGGCCACCAGCCCCGGCGGGUCGUCGUACGAGAACUUCCUGGCGAUGGUGACAGCGCUCAGGAGCUCAUCCAAUUGCUCACAAGCCUGA